ACACACGACUUCGGUCAAUAAGAGUAGAAGAACCUGCGAUGACUUGACGAACGACGACGACUACGGCUCACGAACAUUCAGCUUGGCGUCCGCCGUCCUGCUCGCUCGGCCGCUCCAGUAUGCCCUCAGCAGGUUUCUUGAUCUAUUCAGGCGUAAUGCCGCUCAUUAAAACGUUUAUAUCUAUAUUUUGCGGCUAUUUCUUGGCCAAGAAGGGCAUGUUCCCCGCUGCCGCGUCCAAGGGUGCAUCUCAGAUUACCAUGAACGUCUCGCUCCCCUUGCUGGUCUUUGCCAACAUAGUGCCAGCAUUCACACCUCAAAACAUCUCCGCAUUAGGCCCGCUGUUCCUCACCGCUUUCGUGUACAUGAUCGUUGGGUUCUUGAGCGGCGUCAUCAUUCGCGAAGUGUGCUACCAACUGGGGGAAUCUCCGCGAGUGCCCCACAUCUGUCGUGCCGCGCGCUCACUCAUUAUUACCACAGCAAACGCCAUCGUAAUGUCUGUAACCCAACAAGCCCCGUUUGACCCCAACACCGAUCCGCAGCUGGGCGUAUCGUUCGUGUCUAUCUUCAUCGUGUCAUACCACCUCGUAUUCUGGGUCUGCGGCGCAGCCCACUCGCUUUCAUGGGAUUACCUUCCUGGCAUACCACAAGGCGAAGAAGCUGAGCGGCGGUGCUCAUGGAAGGAGAAACCCCUGGGCUCGCUCGUUGCCCGACACAUCCUCCGCGAGCCGAGGCCGGCACCGCGAGAGGCUUCUGUCGGAUCUGCAGUCGCGGGCCCCGUUUUCCCAGAAGAGGAGAAGGAGAAGGAUCUCGAGGCCAUCUUUUCCAUGGCGGUGCCCGAGCAGACGCUUCACGACGAUCCGGCCGAGGCAGACCCAGAGGUCCAGCUCGUGCGGCGCAUCUCACGCCUGUCUUCGCUGUCAACAGCACACCAGCAGACCGUGCCUGAAUUCUCUCAGGCCGCCGCGGUCGCCGACCUGUCGCACGACUCGGGGAGCGUGACCGCGGCGCCCAGCGUGGCCGCGGCACCCAGUGUGGCCUCGCACGCCCCCAGGACGACCCGCCUCCCCGCAACCGUGCUGCGCUCGCUGCGCCCGUUGAAGGCCAUCGUCACGCCUGUGACGGUCGCGAUCGCGAUCGCGCUGCCCAUCGCGCUGGUGCAAGACCUGAAGGCCCUCUUCGUCGACGUCUCGAGCGAGGGCGGGCCAGACUGGAAGGGCCCGGACGGCAACCCACCGCUCGCGUUCGUCAUCGACACGGCGAGCUUCAUCGGCAACAUCGCCGUCCCGCUCGCGCUCAUCAUGCUCGGCGCGUCGUUCGCCCGCCUGCGAGUCCCGCGCCCGCUCUCGCGCCUGCCGAUCAUGGCCAUGCUCGCCGUGACGCUCGUCAAGAUGGCGCUCCUCCCCGUCCUCGGCGUCUUCAUGGUCCAGGGCAUGACCGCCGGCGGCCUCAUCGACCGUUCGUCCAAGGCCGAGCGGUUCGUGGCGAUGUUGCUCAGCGGCACGCCCGCAGCAGUCAAUCAGAUGAUUGUUGCAAGCCUCUUCGCGCCGGACGGCAACGUAGACACGCUCUCGGCCUUCCUGCUGAUGCAAUGUAAGUUGGGCUGUCCUUGAUUCCCGAAGACCGCGGACUGAUGGCGUGGACCCUAAGACACAUUCAUGUUCUUCUCAUCCUCUGCCAUCACGGCCAUCGCGCUGCUGCUGCUAUAGACAUGCCCCUGGGCGGCCUCGUUUUGCAUAAAAGGACCUGCGCGCGUGCUGCGCACAUCUUAGACUAGAUCACACGUCACCGCAUUGUCCUAGACAAGCCAUUACAAGCCGAUUUGUGUCCCGCACGGACUCUCCUCCUCCGCAUCACACAUCACCCAGAGCGUACCGAGACCACUGACGGACCUGAGCCUGAGCUGAGGUAGCACUUGUUGUUCAGGAUCCGCGGGAAUGUCGCCGUCCUCCACUGCAAUGCGAAAGUUGUUGCCCUUCGCUUGUGCAUCCGUGUCUACCACAAGACACACGCCGCAG
Molecule: messenger RNA, 2015 nt
Organism: Phanerochaete carnosa HHB-10118-sp
Lineage: Eukaryota; Fungi; Basidiomycota; Agaricomycetes; Polyporales; Phanerochaetaceae
Exons: 8
Coding region: 156-1610 (484 amino acids)
Biological process (GO): transmembrane transport
Cellular component (GO): membrane
Source: RefSeq, a predicted model, not a curated record